Molecule: messenger RNA, 935 nt
Organism: Salarias fasciatus (jewelled blenny)
Lineage: Eukaryota; Metazoa; Chordata; Actinopteri; Blenniiformes; Blenniidae
Product: thioredoxin-like
Exons: 5
Coding region: 99-425 (108 amino acids)
Molecular function (GO): protein-disulfide reductase activity
Source: RefSeq, a predicted model, not a curated record
UAAGGAGUGGCUGCAGCCUGUCUCAUUUCUGUCAUUUCCAAACCUGUCUUGAUCUGAGAGAGAGAGAGAGAGAGAGAAAAAACCCCCCUGCUGCAAUCAUGGUGCGAAUGGUGGAGAACCUGAAAGAGUUCAAAGAUAUCCUGAAAGAAUCUGGAAGCAAGCUGGUGGUGGUGGACUUCACGGCAAAAUGGUGCGGCCCCUGCCAAAGGAUUGCCCCGGACUACGAGGCAUUGUCAAUUCAUCCUGCCAACGGGGACGUGGUUUUCCUGAAGGUGGACGUUGAUGAGGCAGAAGACGUGACUUCAGAAUAUGGAAUCCAGAGCAUGCCCACGUUCAUGUUCUUCAGGGGCGAAAAGAAGUUGGGACAGUUCAGUGGUGCCAAUAUAGAUAUGCUGAGGAGCGAAAUACAAAAAUACAGAGGAUAAAGUCCCGCUGGCCUCUCAGAGCUCUCCUGCAUUGCAUGGAAAACACAACAGAAGUCCUGAGAAGGGAAAAUCCACGUUCAUUGUCUGUACGGUAAACCUUUGUUCAACAAGAUGGCUUUAAUAAACUACCAAAAACAAAUAUGCGUGCCUAGUUUUCCUCUUUAAAUGAUUUUGAUUUAAUGUAAAAAUAGAAAUUCACUGGAUUUUUAUGGUUUAUGUGCAAGAUCAAGUGCAUUAUUAGGACCAAACAUACUUUAGUACCAUUUCUUUUUCUUUUUUUCAUUGUUGCGACAGAAUGACUAAUGUUUCCAGUCUUUGAAGGGCUGUGCCAUGGCUUCUCAAACAAAUUUCAAACACUUAUGAAAUGAUGCAAGGUGAAUGCCUUGGAGUUGUCAUUCCUUUUUGAGACGGUUUAUAAAGUUUGAUAUAGUUGAAGGAGCUGCCACUUGAGAGAUUCAUCUCAAAGCCUAAAACAAAGAAUCAGGGGAAAGAGAAAAAAACCUGCUGAUA